Molecule: messenger RNA, 545 nt
Organism: Folsomia candida
Lineage: Eukaryota; Metazoa; Arthropoda; Collembola; Entomobryomorpha; Isotomidae
Product: glycine-rich cell wall structural protein
Exons: 5
Coding region: 37-375 (112 amino acids)
Source: RefSeq, a predicted model, not a curated record
AUAGGUAUUGUUCUUCUUGAAAUUCAUAUAAAAAGGAUGCGUUUGUUCUCUAAAAAAUCAGAAUCUUCUUCAACUCUCAUUCACCCACAAAGACAUCUCGCAGCAGAUCUUCCUCAAAACCAAAUCAAAAUGAUGAACAAAUCGACUUUCGUGAUCCUUCUGGUCGUGGGCAUGUUGGCCCUCUCUUUCUUGCCUCCUGACGUUGAAGGUGCCACGACCAAGGGGGAGCAGUUGGAGCGAGUUAAGCGUGGUCAUCAUGGACAUGGUGGAGGUGGACAUGGCCCAGGAUCCGGUGGCGGAGCUGCUGGACCGGUCUACUUUUGCGGCUGGGUGGGAAAAACGGAGGGAUAUCGAGGAUAUGGUCACGGGAAAUAAGAGCUUGCACUAGAACUACAUCUUGGAAUAGUACCGACAUGGACAAUAAUUAUUAUGAUGACGACCCGACACUUAUUCCCUGCACUCACCUUCUGCACUUUGCACAAUGCACUCUCUUGUUCGCACUGUUAUAUUUUUUAAACCAGCCAAUAAAUUGAAACUAAACGAAA